UUAACCGCCAAACGGACCCGCCUCCGAGGACCUGAGCAGGUAAAGCUGAUCAGUGACUUGAAACAAACAGCUCUCAAAGGAAUCUGAUACUUAAAUAAAGGCCAUGGUGAAAGAAAAGAGAAAAACAGACAAAAAGGUGGAUAAAGCUGCCCACUCUCCCUCAUCUCUCACCGAUAAUCCAGAGCUUUCCAAGCCAGACGGCAAUUCUGCUCGACAAGUAAUAUCCCCAAUCAUCGUCCCACAGUUGGGACUGGGACUAAGUGAACCAGGAUCCAAAAGGGGGUCCCGAAAUGGUAAUCAGCAGGUAGAAGAUACCCUUCAAUAUGAAGACCCCAUUCUGACCAAUCUCAUCGUUGAAAGCUAUGAAGGGGAGAAAGUCCAUGGACUGUAUGAGGGAGAAGGCUUUGCAGUCUUCCAGGGAGGCUGCACCUACCACGGUGUGUUUUCAGAAGGACUCAUGCAUGGACAAGGGACUUACAUUUGGGCCGAUGGAGUGAAAUAUGAGGGGGACUUUGUGAGAAACAUCCCCAUGCACCGAGGCAUGUACACGUGGCCGGACGGCAGCACCUACGAAGGAGAAGUGAUCAACGGCAUGCGCAACGGCUUCGGCGUGUUCAAGUGCAGCACGCAGCCCGUGUCCUACAUCGGCCACUGGUGCCAGGGCAAGAGGCACGGGAAGGGCUCCAUUUAUUACAAUCAAGAGGGCACCUCUUGCUACGAGGGGGACUGGGUUCACAACAUCAAAAAGGGCUGGGGGAUAAGACGUUACAAAUCUGGAAAUAUAUACGAAGGUCAGUGGGAAAACAACAUGCGCCAUGGGGAAGGCACGAUGAAAUGGCUGACAGUUAACGAAGAGUACAGUGGUCAGUGGGAGAAUGGCGUCCAGAACGGUUUAGGAACACACACAUGGUUUCUAAAGAGAAUCCCCAACACCCAGUACCCUCUGAGAAACGAAUACCGAGGGAACUUCGUAGAUGGACGUCGUCAUGGCCACGGGAAGUUUUACUACGCCAGUGGAGCCAUAUAUGAGGGGGAGUGGGUUUCCAACAAAAAACAUGGCAUGGGCCGAUUAACUUUCAAGAAUGGACGCGUGUACACCGGCCCCUUUUGCAAUGACCACAUCGCGGAGUUUCUAAGUCUCGACGACGAAUUACUACAUUACCAGGACCCGUCUGCCGUGUCUGACCUCAGGAACCAGUACGAAGGGUCUUCCAGCGCCGAGAUUGUCAGAAGGCUUAACGGCAGUGCGAGUCUGUCCGUGCUGGGCUCGAGCAUCGAGCUGGACCUAGUCCUGUUGCUAAACAUGUACCCCAAGAGUGAGCAACCGGAGGAGAAGAAGCAGGUAGAAUAUGCUGUCCUGAGAAAUAUCACAGAGUUAAGAAGAAUCUACAGCUUCUACAGCAGCCUAGGAUGUGAGCGCUCCCCGGAUAACACCUUUCUGAUGACGAAGCUUCAGUUCUGGAGGUUUCUAAAGGAUUGCAAAUUUCAUCACCAUAAAAUAACUCUCGCUGAUAUGGACAGGGCAUUAAGUGAAUACAGUGGCAUACCAGUUGAAGAGAUUCACUCUCCAUUUACAAAAAUACUUUUGAGAAUAUUUCUGAACUAUCUCCUGCAGCUGGCUUACCACAUCCAUCACAAAGAAUACCAACACAGAAGCCCCUCGCUCUUCCUGUGUUUCACCAAACUGAUGACGGAGAACAUUCAUCCCAAUGCCUGCCGCGUGAAAGGCAGUUUAUUCAGUGGGCAGCAGCGGUCACUGUACUCGAUGAAUUACAUCGACAUGUGCUGGGAGAUUUACACGGCGUACUGCCGGCCGGGCGCCGCGCCGCCCCACGAGCCCACCAUGAAGAUGCGGCACUUCCUCUGGAUGCUCAAGGACUUUAAAAUGAUAAAUAAAGAAUUAACAUCAACCAAAUUUGUGGAGAUCAUAGCGGAAGACAAUCCUUUCAUGUAUGAUGGAAUUGACAGCAACCUGGAACUGGAGCUCGUUUUCCUGGAAUUCUUCGAAGCUCUCCUAAGCUUCGCAUCCAUCUCUGUUACUGACCAAAUGACCACGUCCCACUUAAGUGUCCUCCGUGAUGACUUCCCUGCGAACAGAGCUGGGAUCACUCACAUGCCAGCAAACAAGAACAGGAGCCUGAGCGCAGCCACGAGCCAGGAGUCUGACGUGCACGUGGGCAGCACCAGGUCGUCUCCAACCAAGCUAGUGCUCUUGCUCGAUUUCAGCAAAAUCCAGAUGACAGAGCCCAAGUCCAGGAAGUCACUAAGUGAUGAUAGAAUUUCCAAACUGACUAUGAAAUCUCCAGGAAAAGGGCUAACCUUUUUAUUACCUCAAUGUGAGAGGAAAAAAGGCAAGGAUGAGCAGUGCGAAAAUAUCAACACGUGGAUCAACUGCAUGUGUAUCUUUUUUGUGAACACGCUCUUCCAAGCAUACAGACACGAAGAAACUCUCAAGGAGAAAAUAAAGGAAAACAAGUUACAUUACGCCGCCAUGGCCAACCUGAGGAAGACGGAAAGCGACGAGCUGGAAGCCAGGCUUAUGGUGUUGGGCUUGAAAGAGGAAGAGGUCAAAAGGCAAGACCGUGUGGUGGACAUCACUGUGAUCAAGGAGCCGGUGGACGUGUCUUCCCUGCACCUAAUGCUGGGCCUCCCCAAAGAGGACCCCGCGCUGGGCCUGUCCAAAACCAGCGUCAGUAAGAAGAGGAAGAAAUAGAGCCACCGCGUCUGUAAAGGAGCCACAGGAGCCAGAUGUGCGAGGAGGUGGAGCCAAAGCACGGGACGCUCUUCCUGACCAAUAAAGUGGGGCUCUGCUCCCCGUCCCCGGGUGCUGGAGCGCCACGCCCGCCACCGUCCCGGUUUUUCUAAGGCUGGGCCACCGAAUGCCUGCACUCUGAAAACAGCUGCGUGAAAAUGCACGGGUAUGGGCAGUAAAUGAGUGUGUAUUCCCAUGAUUGGUGAUUAAGUUUAGAAUCUGAUAAAACAAACCACAUAUCAA
Eptesicus fuscus (big brown bat) is the source of this 2995-nucleotide messenger RNA. Its product is annotated as radial spoke head 10 homolog B. The record is from RefSeq and is a predicted model, not a curated record. Lineage: Eukaryota; Metazoa; Chordata; Mammalia; Chiroptera; Vespertilionidae. The transcript has 20 exons. Bases 104 to 2713 code for a protein of 869 amino acids.